Messenger RNA from Vicia faba (fava bean), 975 nucleotides. Lineage: Eukaryota; Viridiplantae; Streptophyta; Magnoliopsida; Fabales; Fabaceae. The record is from the annotation of a GenBank genome assembly.
AUGGCUCGCCCAAUUGAAGCUGUGAAGGAUAUUAAUAAUUCAAAGGGUUUAUUGAAGAUUGCUGUUAGGUGCAAGCAUUUGUGGACUGUGACGAGUGCAUCAAAAAAGGAACACAUCGAGAUGAUUUUGGUUGAUUCUGAGUUAGAUAUGAUUCAAGUCAUUGUGCAAUCCUUCUUGGUUUCAAAAUUCAAGGAGCAACUCGCGCUGAACAUUCUUCAUUUGGAUGCCAUUGUUGAAGGCAAAUUCCAGUCUAAUAUUUUGGUUGAUAUUCUUGGAGGAGUGACCGAGAUUUCUCAAACUCAAAUCAAUGCUGAUAACAAAAAGAGAAAGGUUGUGUUUUCAAUUACUGAUAAUAGAAGCAGAUCUGAAGUUCAAUGUACUCUUUGGGGUCAACUUGCCAUACAAUUUCACAAUUAUUAUAAAAGUUAUAAGGAAGAUGGAAGUAUAAUUGUUUUUCUUAUUAAUGCCAGGAUUAAGGAGGCUCAAGGAGGGUUUCCUUCGAACAUCUCUAACGCUUGGAAUGGCACAAAGUUUCUAAUUAAUGAUGUUACCCUUGAUGUAGUUAUCAAGCUCAGAGACAGUCUGCAGCCUGAAUUUCCAUUAUUUUCUUCAUCAAGUCUUCAAGUGGACACAACACAAAACUUAUACUAUUCUGAUUUCGAUAAGCUUGUUUGGAAGGAAGAAAUUCUAAGUCUUGCUGAAAUAACAACUCUGCAACACGAGACUACAUGUGUUACUGUUGCGACUUUGGACAAAUUUGAGGAUGGACAGUCAAGCCGCCCAACACCCGUACCAAGAUAUAAACUUGAAGUCUUGGUUGUUGACGGUAAAUACAAGGCCAUAUUCAUUUUUUGGGACGGAGAUUGCGUCAAGUUGAUUGGGAAGUCCGCUCUUCAAAUGAAAAGUGAAUUGAUAGAGGCCGGUGAAGAUGAUCCUCUUGAAUUCCCUUAUGCACUUGAUGCAAUUCUAAAGUAG